Molecule: messenger RNA, 3825 nt
Organism: Oryzias latipes (Japanese medaka)
Lineage: Eukaryota; Metazoa; Chordata; Actinopteri; Beloniformes; Adrianichthyidae
Source: RefSeq, a predicted model, not a curated record
GUCGCAGUUUCAUCUUCUCAGCCAUUGGCUGCAGAAGUAACCAAACAUGGCGACAUAUUGGAAAAUGAGACCCUAAAGAGUUAAAACAACCGUAAACUUUUCGUUUUGUCCUGCGUUUUUCCCGCAGGUGAAGAUGUCAGGUUUCAGCAGCGAGCUAAUUGAUUACCUGGAAGGUCGAAUAACCUUUGAAGAGUUCGAUAGAAGAAGAGAUGAGAGGAAAGCCGAGCAGGAGUCCGAACGAGGUGAAGAUGCUGAAGAAGACGCUCAGCCCUGUUCCUCUGCGCAGAUCCUGUCACAGCCCGAGGACGGGGUCAGCCCUGGAGUUCAGCAGGCGUUUGCCUCCAUCCUGGGAGAGUCUGCAGAGCCGCCAUCAUCAGAGGAAGAGGAGGACAGCUUGAGCUAUGUGGAUGAUGAGGAUGACAAGGACUUUGUAGUAGAAGAUAAGGGCAGCGACGCAAAGACCGGGAAGGGGAGAAAGAAGCAUCAGCGAGGGGAAGGAUGUGGGAGGCGGACACAGAAACCAAAGGAGGAGGCAGAGGAGGAGGCAGAGGACGUGACGGUCGGAGAUGUUUUUGCCCUGGAGAUGGAGCUGAGUCGGGAAAACAAGAAGCAUAUGAAGGGGCGUCGUCAUGGCAGCAAACUUCCUACAGCUUUGCGCGGUCUCAUGGGAGAAGCCAACAUUCGCUACGCGCGAGGAGAAAAAGACACAGCUGUCCAGAUGUGCAUGGAAAUCAUCCGACAGGCUCCUCUGGCCUACGAGCCUUUUUCCACGCUGGCCAUGAUCUAUGAAGACGAAGGAGACACCGACAAAUCUCUGCAGUUCUCUCUGAUUGCUGCUCACCUCAACCCGUCCGACUGUGAGGAGUGGAUCAGGCUGGCGGAAAUGUCUCUGGAACAGAACAACAUCCGACAGGCCAUCAUCUGCUACAGCAAAGCCAUCAAAUACGACCCCACCAACGUGCGCUACCUGUGGGAGCGCUCCAGCCUCCACAUGCGCUUGGGAGAGCACAAGCAGUGCAUGGACGGCUACCGGAGGAUCCUGUCGCUGCUUCCUCUUGAGGAUGGGGAGCACUUCAUGCAGCUGUCCAAGGACAUGGCUAAGAGUUACUAUGAGAGCAAUGACCUGCCCUCGGCCCUGAGCGUCAUAGAAGAAGGUCUGUCACGACACCCCAGUCUGGUCGGGGACGACUUCGUCAACAUGGCGGCUGAACUUUACAUCUCCAGCCGGCAGCACAGCAAGGCCUUGCAGGUCCUGGUCAAGUUCACAGAUGUGGUUCUGGUAAGGGAGAACGCGACAGCUGAAGUACCCUACCGUGGCGAGGAGGCCGCUGAGAAGAAAGAGGCGAACGACAAGGGAGCAGCAUUAAACCUUCCAGAAGAAAUGCCUGCUGAGAGUUGCGGCGAUAUCAAAGCUGUUCAGAUAGCAGACAGCGUCCCAGUGGACCUCCGAGCCAAGCUGAUGGUCUGCCUCAUCAACCUGCAAGUCUUUACGCCUCUAGAGCCGCUGGUGUUGUCGCUGAUGGAGCAGAGUCCAGAGGAGAUCGGUGACCUGUACCUGGACGUUGGUGAAGCUUACCUGGAGCAGGGUUGCUACACGUCUGCACUGCCUCUGCUGUCUGCACUCGUCAUUUCCGACAAAUACAACUUAGCUGUUGUCUGGCUGCGUCAUGCAGAGUGUCUGAAGGCUCUGGGCCACAUGGAGGCGGCAGCAGACAGCUACAGCAAGGUGGUGGAGAUGGCGCCGCAGCAUCUGGAGGCUCGGCUGUCCCUUGCAACCCUGCAGCAGCAGCUGGGACACAUGGACUGUGCUCUGAAAGCCUUGGAGUCCAUGUAUGACAGUGACACCCUGGCACAGGACUCAAGCGCUGCACAAAAGGAGUUAAAGCUUUUGCUGCAUCGCUCAACACUACUGAAGACCCAAGGCCAACUGCACGACUACCUGGAUGCUGUGAUCUCCAUGAUCUCCAUGCUGCUUAAGGUGGCCAUGCAGAGAGCUAAGGUGUGUGUACGUGCCGUCCCUCUGUCGGGAGUGACUCACCUGAGGCUGCAGAAGCUGGAGGAGCGGCUGCCGGAGAUUUCCGACCAUGAAACAGCGUAUUCAGACAACAUGUGUAAAACCAAUGUCCUGUCCAAAGAGGACUGGUGGCAGCUGCUGGUGAGCUGCAUCCUCACCCUGUGCCAGCUGGAGCGCUACGACGAGGCCGACCUCCUGGUGGAGUCGGCCAUGGAGUUCUACUCAUUCUAUGACAACAAGCCCAGGCGGAGGGAGCUGGAGUGCUUCGGGCUGUCUGCCACCAUCCUCGACCACAACUACUGCAAGGCGUACAACUACAUCAGGUUGAUGCUGAUAGAAAAUGUGAACCUCCCUCAGCUGUGGAACAUCUUCAACCAGCUGACGAUCAACUCCCAGCACCAGCGCCACCACCGCUUCUGUCUGCGCCUGCUGCUGAAGUACCCCAACAAUCACGCCUUGUGCGUGCUCUGUGGACACAACGCCAUGGUGUCUGGCAGCUUCAAGCACGCUCUGGGUCAGUACGUGCAGGCCUUCCAGACUCACCCCGACAACCCACUGUACAGCCUCUGCGUGGGGCUCACCUUCUUCCACAUGGCGUCUCAGAAGUAUGUGGCCAAACGCCACGCUCUGGUGCUACAGGGCUUCUCCUUCCUGUGGCGCUACGUGGAGUUGCGAGGAGAGAGUCAGGAGAGCAUGUACAACCUGGGCCGCGCGCUGCACCAGAUGGGCCUCACACACCUGGCCAUCCAUUAUUACCAGAAGGCUCUGGAGCUUCCUGCAAAGACACUGAGCGGCAUCGCAGACGAUCAGGUGGAUCUCCGGCGGGAAAUCGCCUUCAACCUGUCGCUCAUCUACCAGGCCAGCGGGAACAUGGCCGUGGCUCGGCAACUCAUCUACACGCACUGCACCGUUUAACAACAGCUCCUCCCCCUCAAAUGUCUACAAACCCGGACAGACAACGGCAGAGAUGGAAGUUUUUUUUACUGAAGUUAAUGAACUUAUUGCAGACUAGUCUGUGCUUGAUAUUGUCUGCCUAAACACGUCGGUUCUGUUGGGUUAUCUAUUACCCACCUGUUGGUUCAUAAACGUCUGGUUAACGAUUUGUGAAAAAACCAACCCACGUUCUACACCCCCCCCCUCCCUCCAAUACACCAGGGGGGGGGCUCAUGCAAGCCCAACUCCAGUUGGACAUUUGUACGUCAGAACCAGCUCCUUUACUCUUUUUUCUACGUUUCCUAUUGUUUUCUAUUUUAUUUUUUACAGUUGAGGCUCCUUUUUUUUUAAUAAACCCCUUUUGCAAUUGAAACUUUUGGCAGUAUUUAUAAUGUACUCUAUUUAUUUUUGGUUGUAAUGGCCCUAAACAAAACCCUAAUUAAGUCCAAUUUGACAUUAAUUUGCAGAAACAGUGCAGAAAUGUUUUCACACGGGGCGGCUGUGGUGCAGGUCGACCCCUAAUUGGAACAUUGCAAUUUCAAUUCCCGCCUUGCCCGCCCAUGUGUCGAAGUGUCCUUGGAGCCGGCCCUGGGCAAGACACCGGACCCCACAUUGCCCCUGGGGGAAGGGUGGCGCCAGUGUGUGAAUGGGACUUGGGCCCUCGAGGAAGCUAGAAGAGCGGCUUACAAGCACCUCUAUUUAACAUUUAGUGCACUUGGUAUUUCCUGCUACAAAGAUCCUUGCCUUCAUUUCCUCAAGCAUCUCCUGUUGACCUUACGUGUUUUAGGAAUGUUCUCCAACUUCUCUUCCGUCUCCACACAUUAGAACCUGCUGGAGUAUGCGGCAGAUGGAAAAUAAAAUUUAAAUCUCAUAAGAUA